Acyrthosiphon pisum (pea aphid) is the source of this 693-nucleotide messenger RNA. RefSeq lists its product as uncharacterized. The transcript is spliced from 6 exons. The coding region runs from base 1 to 693 and encodes 230 amino acids. NCBI's taxonomy places the organism in Eukaryota, Metazoa, Arthropoda, Insecta, Hemiptera, Aphididae. The record is from RefSeq and is a predicted model, not a curated record.
AUGGAAAAUGGAUCUUAUAUAAACUCUAAUUAUUUAAUGAAAUGUACAUCAACUCAAACUGAAGAAUUUAAUCAAAAACCACAAAAUAUUACUGAAAACGAGACAGUGUUGAUAAACAAACCAGAACUAGAAGUCAUAUCAAAUAUUGAAUUGAGAACUGGCGAUACCGUUUUUUCUACUAAUGGUUCAAACAGGGUUUCAAAUAAAUGGAAAAGUGGUGAUCAUGUUGAAUUUUUAUUUGGAAAAAAUGUUGAUAAUAUUUAUGUGAGAAAAAUAAAAUUAUAUAAAAAAUUUAAAAAUGUUUUGGACCGGCUAAAAGGAGAAAAUAGUGAACAAUACAAACCAAUACCUGUUAAGACUGGCGAUUUUGUGGCAGUAUAUUCUACAAAGAAUAACGGAGGGAUUUAUAGAGCUAGGGUCUUAAUGCAAGAUUCUGAAAAAACAAAUAACGUCGAAUGUGUCUUAAUUGAUUUUGGGGAAACUUUUAUGAUUCCCUCUAAAAACAUAUUUGCUUUGCCCUACUAUGUUUCAUUAAAAAAAAUACCAACAAUAGUUCGUAGAGUUUCUCUUAUUGGUGUACACAAGAACUCAAAUAUUAAAAUAAUCCGAUAUCUAUCUUCAUUGAAAGGAAACACAUAUGUUAUGGAAUACGACCAAAUCCUGGACCAUGGGAUAGAAAAGAAGUUGUAUUAA